AGCCGUUGUCUUUAGCCGCAGCGAUUCCCGAUUGGCGCGCUCGAAGGCCCGCCAGGAUCGGCGGAGAAACAACCGGGCCGGGCUUGGUCAGGCCCGGAAUGGAGCCCCGCGUGCGUGGGAAUGGGAAGCGACCCUCCCGCAGGCUUUGCUUCGAGCCCUGCACUGCCGUGGGCUGUCGUCGUGGCCCUCUUCGGCGUACUCUUCGGAGCGACCGCUGCGGGAGGCGAGGCUGCAGUGACCGCCCUGUCCACCACCGUCGUGGGCCUCGUCCUCGCGGGCUGCCUGCUGGCGCCCUGGCGUGGGGGAGGAGGGGCAGCCUCGGAGUGCCCGUGCGUGCCGCUGCCGCUGCAGCUCUCUCGGCUGACGUCCCGGGGUCCCCACGGCAGGCCCAGGCUCGUGCUCGGAGGCAGCGCCAGCGAGGCCGACGUCGUGGUGCUCGCGAGCGCGGUCCAGGAGUUCGGUGAGCUCGCCCGGGUCGAGGCGAUCAGUGUGACGCAGUGCCCGCUGGUGGGCGACGGCGCGCUCCGCGCCGUCGUCUCUGCGGCGGCCUCUGCGGCCUCCAGCCUCACGCUCUUGGACCUCACGGCAACCGCCAGCUCGGAGACGCCGCUGCCCAGGCCUUGGCGUCCUCGCUGCGCUCGCGGGCCUGGGCGCUGCGCGAGCUGCGCCUGGCCGCUGGCGGCCUCACGGCUAGCGGUGUGCGCUCCCUCGCGGCGGCCCUGUGCCCUCGGCAGCCCGGCAAUGGCCCCGAGAGUUCGAAAACGAGGACGAACCUCCGUCCCCUGAGAUCUGAC
This is a messenger RNA of Prorocentrum cordatum, 794 nucleotides long. NCBI's taxonomy places the organism in Eukaryota, Dinophyceae, Prorocentrales, Prorocentraceae. The record is from the annotation of a GenBank genome assembly.